AUGAAGUCGAUCGGCAUCUUCCCGGGCUCUGGUGCCCUUGGCGGCAGCACUUACGACUACCUGUUGAAGCUUCUGCCCGCCGACCACAUCAUCUUGAUCAACCGGCACCCAGAAAAGAUCCCGCAAGAACACAUCAAGAAUGGCGUCCGGGCGCGCAAAGCCUCAUACGAGUCGAGCCCCUCAGACCUUGAGGCCGUGUUCUCGGGAAUCGAGGUGCUCUUCUUGAUCUCCUACCCAAGCCAUGUGCACGAGUACCGGAAAAAGGUGCAACUGCCAGCAAUCGACGCAGCGCGACGGGCGGGCGUGAAGCACAUCUUCUACAGCUCACUAGCCUUCGGCGGCGACCUCGAGGAUUCGUCCCUGGCGGAGGUGAUGCAAGCCCACCUCGAUUCGGAGCGCUACCUCGCCGAAGCCGCGGCGUCGGACCCGAGCUUCACGUACACCGCGGUGCGCGAGGGUCUCUACUCGGAAUCGUACCCGAUCUACACGGCCUUCUUCGACAUCAACGCGCCGACCGACGAGAUCCUCAUCCCGCACGACGGGUCCGGACCGGGCGUCGCGUGGGUCAAGCGGACGGAACUCGGCGAGGCGACGGCGAAGCUCAUUUCGCAAUACUCGUGGGACCCCGACCACUUCCCGCACGUCAACAAGAAGGUCCUCCUUACGGGCCCGAGGGUGUGGUCACUCGAGGAUACGGUCAAGGUCCUGAGCAGAGCUGCGGGGAAGGAUGUUCGCAUCCGCAAAGUGGACGUCGACGAGUAUGUGAAAUUGCCGCAGGUGCUCUCGCGGUUCGGAUCACAGGACAAAGCGCGCACGUGGGCGACGGCAUGGGAGGCCAUCAGCGCCGGGGAGACUGCCGUCGUGACGGACACGCUCAAGGAGAUUAUUGGGCGGGACCCGGAGGAGUUCGAGGUGACCAUCAAGCGCCUGACGCAGGCGUGA
This is a messenger RNA of Colletotrichum spaethianum, 942 nucleotides long. RefSeq names its product quinone oxidoreductase 2. The record is from RefSeq and is a predicted model, not a curated record. The transcript is spliced from 2 exons. The coding region runs from base 1 to 942 and encodes 313 amino acids. Lineage: Eukaryota; Fungi; Ascomycota; Sordariomycetes; Glomerellales; Glomerellaceae.